Molecule: messenger RNA, 1311 nt
Organism: Paramecium sonneborni
Lineage: Eukaryota; Ciliophora; Oligohymenophorea; Peniculida; Parameciidae
Source: the annotation of a GenBank genome assembly
UAUUAUUUAUGGAUUCAAUUACUGGUCAUGAAACUCAAUAGCAAUCAAAAAAUAAUAUAAAUUGUAACGAAAAGCUAUUCUAACAAGCGAUUAUGAAUAGUUACCAUGAAAAAGAAUACAGAUAAUCAAUUUCAAUUACACAAAAUUAAAACUAAAAAGUUUCUGAUGAAAAUAAUAAUUCACAUGUUUCUUUAAUACUCUAUCCUGUUUAAACAUCUGAUAAUAAUAAUGAUGAAAUUUAUAAUACUAGUUUAACAACAAUAGUUAGGAAUAGAAUUGAACCAUGUUUUGGUGUUUUACUUAAAAAAAGUCCUCACUGGGUUUAAGGUUAUUAGGAGAGAUAAUGUUCAAUAAUUAAUCGUGUUUUUAGGUAUUACUCAAAAGAACAAUAACAAUUAGAAGGUGUCCUUAAUUUUGAUGUUUAAUCAUAUUAACUUAUUGAAAUCUAAGAUAAAUAUGGAACUAUAAUUGAAUUCAUGUAAUAAUCUUAAAUUUAAUUUAUUUAGAAUCAAACCUGUUGGGAAUAUUGAAAAAGUCUUCUAAUUUAAAGGUUAUUAAAAUGAUGAAACAAAAAAAUGGUUUAAUAUAAUAAAAUUACAUUUACAUGAUUCACUUGGUUUUCUCAAUUCAUUAACAUCUUUAUGCAAGUAUUAAAGAUAUUGGAGGGUAUCUUAUGUUCCAACUAUUUGAAGCAUGAAAGAAUUUCAGCUUAAUAACUAGAAGAGGAAGGAAAUGAUGGUGAUAUCAUCUUAUUUAGAGGAAAAGAUUUUAAUUGUUAUUUACAAAGAGCAUUUACUCAAGAUGACUUUGAUCAUGUAGGCUUACUUCUUAAAAUUGAAAAUGAAUUAUUUAUAUUCGAAGCCUUGCCAUCUAGUGGUGUUGCAUUAUGUAGAUGGAGUACUUUUAAUAUCAGAAAAUGGUAUUCUAUGUAUGAAAAGUAUAAUUAUUUAAUCUCUAUUUAUUAGAAUUGUUUAUAGAAAAUUAUAAACUAAUAGAUCUUUUGAUUUUAAAGUCUAACUCUCAGAUUUUGUUAAUGAAAACUUAGGAAAAAAGUAUUCAUGUACACCAUCAAAAUUAUUAACUCAAAAAUCUGUUAUUUUUAAUAAAGAACAUCCAAAAAAUGAGGAAUAUAAAAAUAGAACCUACUUUUGUUCUGAAUUAGUAGCUAAAUGUUAUAAAAGUCUUGGUUAUUUACCAAAUUUAAUCUCUUCCACAUAAUAUUGGCCAGGCUCAUUUUCUUAAAAAAAUACUAAACUAUAACUCGAAUAAGCAUCACUUAGCGAUGAAUUUUUAAUUGAUUUUUGUAUGUGA